Messenger RNA from Hyla sarda, 1615 nucleotides. Its product is annotated as survival motor neuron protein-like. Bases 176 to 1423 code for a protein of 415 amino acids. The transcript is spliced from 10 exons. Gene Ontology annotation, cellular component: precatalytic spliceosome; nucleus; cytoplasm. Gene Ontology annotation, biological process: mRNA processing; regulation of alternative mRNA splicing, via spliceosome. Gene Ontology annotation, molecular function: RNA binding. The record is from RefSeq and is a predicted model, not a curated record. NCBI's taxonomy places the organism in Eukaryota, Metazoa, Chordata, Amphibia, Anura, Hylidae.
UCGCUGCCAGCGGAAUGCAGUGCGUUCUGGGAGAUGAUGCUAGAUGGUGAUACAGCGUAUGUUCGUCUGCGGAUAGAGGACUACAUUUCCCAGAGAUCCCUACCUAUGGUAGUCUGGCUGCAGCGCAAGGAUGGGGUGCCGGUGGCUGCGAUGAGUCUAAAGCAUUGACCGGAGGAUGGCAGCGUGUGACAGGGAGAUAGUGUAUCACAAGGACAGCUCCCAGAGUGAAGAUAUUGAUGAGUGGGACGAUGCUGCUCUUAUUAAAUCCUAUGAAAAGGCUGUCCAGUCUUUCCAGGAUAUGCUUAGGUGCAGUGAUAAGAAUCGGAGACAAGAAGGAGCCACUGGACCCGGUGAUAUCCAAAAAGAUUGUCAACGAGAGGCACCUAGAGAGUCAGAGUGGGAACGAGAUGGUCACAGGGAUCACCCAAAAGAUGAGGGGGAGAAGUGGUGCAAGAAGAAGAAGGCACAGCCUCCUCCACCCCUUAGCCACCCAACAACGCAGCCAACUUGUCGUUCUCUUGCAUCCAAAUGGAAGGUGGGAGACCCUUGUAGUGCUGUUUGGUCAGAAGAUGGAUGUGUCUAUCCUGCUACUGUAAAAUCCAUUGAUAGAGAAACAGGAACAUGUGUGGUGCAGUACAAUGGCUAUGGAAACACUGAGAGGCAUCAGCUGGAUGAAAUUGUGUCAGUGGGGAGUAGUGGGGAUAGCACCCCACCUGUUAAACAGUGGAAGGUUGGUGACCGUUGUUCAGUACAGUGGUCUGAGGACGGACAGCUAUACUCAGCCGUUAUUCGCUCUGUGGAUGAGGUGUUGGGCACCUGUGUGGUGGUGUAUGAGGGAUAUAAGAAUGAGGAGGAGCAGGACUUGGCUGAUCUGAUGCCUCCAUCCAGAGUCCAAGCACGCACUCGCGGCAAGAAGCAGGCGAGUCCUGCACCUCUAGGACUGGACAGCUCAGGGGAUGAGGAAGACACAGAUUGGCUGUACACUCGGAGGAGUUCUACCUCUUCACCUGACCUAUCCCGCAAUUGGAGGAAACAAGGGAAGAAGUCUGAUUGGAUGUAUACUUUUCCACCUCCACCUCCGCCUCCACCUCCCCCACCACCACCUCCACCUUCAUUACCUCCUCCUCCACCACCUAAGGGCUGCUUUUGGCCACCACCACCACCUCCUGUGAGAGCUCAUCUUCCUGCUUGGCACAAUUGGCCUCCUUCGGCACCCCUUCCGCCACCUCCCCCACCACCUCCUUUCUUCAGCACUGAGUGGGAGGAUUAUGAUGAGGAGGAACAGGAGGAUGAAGAUGUAUUAGCUUGUAUGCUCAUGGCUUGGUACAUGACUGGAUAUCACACUGGCUUUUACAAGGGGCUAAAACAGGGUCGUGCUGAAGCUUUGAGACCCAACCUCAAAAAAGGAUCGAGAAGAAAAUAGUAUGAUCAGGAUAAAAGGAUUAUCUCUCCCAUGGAGAAGGCAGGAUGCUUCACUAGGUUCCUCUAUGCCCCUAUGGAUAGCCUCCUCCGCUUCCCUUUACCCUACUCCUUAUAAAUACUCACAGAUGUUGAGAAACCCAGAUACAAAAAAAAAUCUGAAGUGCUAUAACAAAAUAAAAAUUAUUUCCAGUUA